Messenger RNA from Cutaneotrichosporon cavernicola, 1707 nucleotides. RefSeq lists its product as uncharacterized. Gene Ontology annotation, cellular component: cytoplasm. The record is from RefSeq and is a predicted model, not a curated record. Gene Ontology annotation, biological process: sucrose catabolic process. Lineage: Eukaryota; Fungi; Basidiomycota; Tremellomycetes; Trichosporonales; Trichosporonaceae. The coding region runs from base 1 to 1707 and encodes 568 amino acids. Gene Ontology annotation, molecular function: sucrose alpha-glucosidase activity. The transcript is spliced from 4 exons.
AUGGGCGACAACCAGAUAUCAGCCGGACGGCCAGCGUAUCUAUCAGCGGGACGGCCAGCGUACCACUUCAUCGCGCCGAAGGGAUGGAUGAACGACCCCUGCGCGCCAGGCUACGACGUCAAGACGGGGCUGUACCACCUCUUCUACCAGUGGACUCCGCUCUCGCACCGAUGGGACAAGAUUUCAUGGGGACAUGCGACGAGCAAGGACUUGCUGCACUGGUCGCACGCUUCGCCCGAAACACCAGCCAUCCAGCCGGACCAGGACUAUGACCGGGAGGGCAUUUUCACCGGGUGUUUCUGGCCCACGGGGCUGCGCGGGGAGGACCAGUUGAGCGUGUUCUACACCAACGUCGACGCUCUCCCGCUCCACUGGACCUUGCCGUACACGCGCGGAUGUGAGGGGUUGGCGGUGGCUGUAUCAAGCGAUCGUGGACAGACAUGGAUCAAGUCGGACGCGAACCCGAUUCUCAGCGAGGAACCAGCCGACAUGGUCGUCACGGGCUUUCGCGACCCGUUUCUCGCGGCGUGGCCAGCGAUGGACUCCGCGCGAGGACUCGAGGAUGGGAGGUUGUAUGGCCUCAUCUCGGGCGGCAUAAAGGAUGUCGGGCCGCGUACCUUCCUGUACGAGGUCGACCCAGCCGACCUGACGCAGUGGAAGUAUCUCCACCCCCUUUUGCGCGUGCCAACGAACCAUCGUCCAGCCGGGCGUUGGGGUGGCGACCUGGGCGUCAAUCUCGAGUGCACCAACUUUCUCUCGCUGGCUGCGGAUGGCGCCGAGAGGCAAGUCAUCAUCACGGGCUCCGAGGGCGGGAAACCACGCCCGACUGCGCCCACUCAGAAGGAAGCUCCGGAACGCACGCCGCGCUACGCAUCCUGGCUUAUGGGCACACUGGAGGAGAGGGCAGGUGAAAUCGACCUGGCGACGAGCGCGUCGGGCAUGGUGGACUGGGGCGACCUGUACGCUGGCAACACGUUCAAGCAUCCCGACGGGCGCACGGUUCUAUGGGGCUGGGUGAUCGAGGAGUGCUUGAACGACGCGGCCCUCGAGGCAAAGUCGUGGACAGGAUGCCUUGGUGUGCCGCGCGAGCUCUUCCUCGCAACGUACGACGGGGUCACGGGUGCUUUGGCAUCCAAGAUGGACGAGGUGCGGAGCUUUGAGGUACUCUCGACCUCGGAUGGCGUGUGCACUGUCGCCACGCUCGGCAUCCGGCCCCUCACGGAGCUGGGGUCGUUGCGGGGUGAGCAGUUAUUCCACGCCGAGUUUUUCGACGGCGAUCGCCUCGCCAUCGCGGACGCCUCCCCGCUUGCGUGCAUGAUCAACGCGACGUUUGACAUCACGGACGACACGGAUGAGGUAUCGAUUCACGUCCGGCACAGCGGCGACUACAGCACCGCGACGCGGAUCACAUUCUACCCUAAGCGCGAGACGAUCGUGGUGCACCGCGACGCGUCAAAUGGCGCAAGCGACAUCGCAACGUACGACGAGGAGGGUCCGAUGACUCUCCUCCGCACCGAUGGCGGGAUCGAGCCCCUAAGGCUCCAGGUCUUCCUCGACCACGACGUGAUCGAGGUGUUUGCCAACGACCGUUUCUCCCUCGCGACGCGAGUGUACACCUCAUCGGAGAUCACAGGCGUGUCGUACACACGUAAAGGGGCAGCGCGGGUUGAGGAGCUGGGCCUGUGGGCGAUGAAGGCGACGCAGUAG